AUUAAAUUGAUGGAUUUUUAGUUUAUCUAUGUGUCAUUCGUCAUAAAUGAAAAUAGGCAUUGAGGUAAUCAACAAUAAAUGUUUAUAUAUUUUUAUCGUAAUUGGUACAAUGAUGAUUUUAUAUGACUGUUAUCGUAGAAAUACAUAACUUAAAAUGGUCAGCUUAUCUCGAAGUUUUAAUACAAAUUCAGGAGGUGCUACAUUUUUCAGCGAAUCUGUAAAUAUGGAUGAUAGAGAACAUCUUCAACCAAUUUUAGACUCGUACGGUGUAUUUAAACCUAUAAGAACGAUUCCGUUGUUUAGUAUUCAUUUAAUAUUCUCGUGUGCUUUGACUAUCAUAGCUAUUUGUUAUGCUGCAAUUCAUCCAGACGAGAAAAGUAAAUGUAGAGAAUAUUUUGUAAUAAUAUAUUUACACAUUGGUUUAUGGUUUUUAACUCUUAUAAUCGAUCGCCUUGUAAAAUGUCACCAUCAUAAUUUAAAAAUAAACGGUUAUUUAGAUUUUUACCAACAAACGCAAUUGCACAUAAGUUUACCAUUCUAUGUAGUAAGUUUAUGGAGUGUCACCUUAAUGUUUCUACAAGCACUUAUGCAACAUUUCUACCCCGACGAUUUUGCUGAGAAAUGUAUUAAAGGAGGCAGCUUAUCUCCAAUAUCGUAUCUUUGUGCUAUUAUUACCUUGGAAUUCUGUGUUAUAGCUGGGAUUAACAUCAAUUACAUUGCUAAAGUAAUAAAUUUUAACAAACAGAAACCUCUACCUGAUGUUCAAAGAGAGGAAUGGACUAGUACUACUUCACCUGAUUCUUUGGCUCAAAGUGAAGUUGGCUACAGACAACUGGGAGACAAAGUAUAUGAUUUGUUAGAUAAACAGGCAAAGUAUAUAAAUUUCCUUAAGGAGCAUAACGAAAGAUUGGGUGAAAAAACAAUGAUACUGAAUGCUCAACUACAACAACUUCGGGCACAAAGAAAUCAAAACUAAAUAGACAUUUUCCUAGUGAUAUAGAAGCAUUUUGUUAUCAUUAAAUAUUAUUUUUAUACCAAUAA
Messenger RNA from Diorhabda carinulata, 1041 nucleotides. RefSeq names its product transmembrane protein 192. Gene Ontology annotation, cellular component: lysosomal membrane; late endosome. The transcript is spliced from 4 exons. The coding region runs from base 155 to 976 and encodes 273 amino acids. Lineage: Eukaryota; Metazoa; Arthropoda; Insecta; Coleoptera; Chrysomelidae. The record is from RefSeq and is a predicted model, not a curated record.